This is a messenger RNA of Artibeus jamaicensis (Jamaican fruit-eating bat), 3270 nucleotides long. It is a transcript of the gene WDR64, whose product is annotated as WD repeat domain 64. The transcript has 28 exons. Lineage: Eukaryota; Metazoa; Chordata; Mammalia; Chiroptera; Phyllostomidae. Gene Ontology annotation, molecular function: protein binding. The record is from RefSeq and is a predicted model, not a curated record. The coding region runs from base 1 to 3270 and encodes 1089 amino acids.
AUGGAUAUCAGGGAGGAAAAGAGUCUGGAUGCUGUGAUUCAGACGAAAAAUUUCAAGAUAUCCCUAUAUGAGUUUGAAAAACUGGUUGAACAUGUAGCAGCCCAGAAAAGAGAUGAAAGAGCAGGCUUGUUUGUCCCAAAGGAAGAUAUGAUUGAUUAUGAGAAGUUCUAUGGAGCCGUGCAAGAUCUCUUUGGUUCAGAAGUGAAGAAUCAGGAUGUGAAAUACUUUUACAGGAAACUUUGCCACAACCCUGAUGCACCUACCGACUGGUGUGAGAUCUUUGGAUAUUUCUCCUCUGAAGAUUCUCUCACUUCCCAGAUGAACGAAGAAAAUCUGGUUUUCCUUGUUUCUAGAAAACAGCGAGUUGUCAUUUCAGGUAGUAGGAGACGGGAUGUGAUUAAGUGCAUUGUCAAGAUCCCCCAGUUGGAUUUACUGAUAGCAGCUUCUCAGAGAGGAUUGAUAACCGUCUUCAACAACCAGAUGAGGGUGCAGACCAGCACCAAUGUCACGGAUACCUCCUGGAUUACAGGGUGCGAUUACCUGCCACAGCUGAAACGGAUUGUUGCCACUACGGAAAGAACCAUUAUCGUCUGGGAUUAUAAAGCUCAAGGGUCCAGCCAGGAAAACUACUUCGUCAUAAAGCCCAUGGACCACUGCCUCCUCUGCGUGUGUGUCGUGUCCCUGACUGACCAGCUCUGCCGAGACGACAUCCUCUUGGGGGACGAUGGCGGCUUUGUGAGCAAAUUCACAGUCCAAAGUGAUGACUUCGGACUGAAGCAGGCAAAAUCCAAAAAGAAAUUGCAAAGUCAGGUCAUAGACUCAAAGAACUUUAAAAGUGUUAAAAGGAAGCUGCAUAAUGACUGGGUUAUGAAAAUUAGAUAUAUUCCAACCCUAAACUGCUUCGGAUCCUGCUCCUUAGAUAGCGUUCACUCGCUAGUCUUGGAAUCUUUGAAGAAACUUGAGGAUAAUUCGCCUGUCAGAGAGUUUUCCAUGCCAAGAGGAGCAAACAGCUUUUGUUACUGUGUGAAAGCAAAUGUCAUUGUCACCGGAGGAGAUGACAAAGUGCUCCGGUUGUGGCACCCCAAUAUCAGCACCAAGCCAGUGGGAAAGCUCGUGGGGCACAUGUUCAGCAUCACUGAGAUCGUAACCAAUGAGAAAGAUCAACUGGUCAUCAGCCUUUCCUCUGCCAAGGUGUUCAGGGUGUGGGACAUCCAGACUCUAUCGCUCCUGCAAGUCUUCCAUGACACCCAGGGAGGACCCGGAGACAUGCAGAUUUAUUCCAUGAUCUAUGACUCCAAUCACGGCAUGCUUAUUGCAGGAUCCAGUGUUAUCGACAUGUACCCUUUGACUAGGAUGAUUCAGGAUACAAAACAGGUCCCCCACACUCACGAACGGGAAAUCAAUGUCAUGCUUUACAACAAAUGUUUGCACCAAGUACUUACCAUCUGCUCCGAAUCCAUAAUUAAGGUAUGGGAACUUGAGACUGGCCUCCAAAUCUACCAGAUUUUAGACCCUCAUGGCUUCAAUGUUGAACUGACUUCUGCAUCUAUCAAUGAAAGUGGAUUUCUCUUUGCUACAGGAGCGUAUAACGGAACAGUUAAAAUCUGGGACUUCGACAGCGGGCAAGAGGUGAAAGCGCUGCCCAAAGGGAAGGACUGGGUGGAGGAAGAGCACGGCAUGAAACGCCUGAUUUUUCUGAAAGCGCCAGAAAAACACCAGUCCCUUCUCCUCGCCUUGGAGAGAAGUGGGAAGAUCAAAAUGAUCCAGGGCAAAGAAAGUGAUAUUUGUCUCACGGUGGUAUGGGAGCUGCCUGACGCCACACCUAUCCUACAAGGUGUAAAUCGCAUUGUGCAUCUGAAGUCAUCUGCUAAAGAGAGGAGCAUGGCCAUUCCUUUCCCAGAUGUGACAUUGAUAGCUGAGGAAACCUCUUCUCCACAUGCUAGUAAGGCUGUGGCUUGUACCCAAGUGAACUGCAUUGAUUUAUUGCAAGUAGAAGGAUAUAACUUGAUAGCUGCUGGAACCUUAAAUGGUGUGAUCAUCUUAUGGAAUUUCGUAACAUCCACUGUCAAAGAACUAUACAGACCUGAAGAGUGCCUCACAGAAAAUCCUGACUUGGAUCCCAAAAGCCUUCGAAUUAAUGACAUACUGUUCCUUUUCCGGACCCCUGAAUGUGCAAGGCGACUGAGUCAGGAUUCCCUGUGCUCUUCGUCCCAGCGUGGUUCCAGUAAGGGGCAGAGCAGCAAGGGGAGCAAGCAGAGCAUACAUGACAGUGAGUCUAAAGGUGAGCAAACAGAUGUCACUGUGGGAGAGCAAAAGCCAGGGGACAAAAGACAUCCUGGGGGCGCCUGUGUCACUGAGUCUAAGCCGCCACUUCUGGUCACCGCUCACCAGGAUGGGAACCUGCGCUUGUGGACUAUGGAGGGAAGACUGCUGAAAGACGUGCUACCUCUGACCAGACACACUGCCAUUUCUCUGACAUCACUGUGCACCGAUUCCUGCACCAGGGUUCUACUGACUAGCAACGUUGAAGGACACGUUAUCCUUUGCAGUAUUGGUUCCUUCCUGGAUCCACCUCAUGAUGAAAAGAAAUUCAAGCAGCUGCUUACCUGGCGUGCUCACUCUUUAGAAAUUAUUCAGGUAAUCUACGUAGAAGACAGACAAGUGGUGCUCACUGCCUCCAUCGAUGGCUCCGUAAGGCUCUGGCAUGCCCUCAGUGGUCAUUACUGUGGGUAUUUUGGACAACGAAGGUCCUUUGAUCUGUCACAGACCAGCGACUUCAUUUUGCCUUGUGAUGUUAAUGAGUAUCCCAUAGAAAUAAAAGAAGAAAGCAAGUUAACAGACAAUAAACAAAAAUAUAUAUAUCCUCUGGUAUUUGACCAGCAAAGAUGGCAGAAGAUGAGCUCGAUGUCUUUGCUCUUCAAACGGACACCUCCCAAGGCCUUUGAAGUGGAAAGUGAUUUUAAGUUUUUCAAGUCUCUUUCUUCCUCCAAGAAUCGAAAACAUACCUUGGAAGAUUUCAUGACUGAAAACAAAGAGGCCGGGAUUGUUUUUGGUUCUCUGCCUAUAUACAGGGUGCAAAGCCCCACUAGUCUGAGAUUCCUUCCACUCAUUGGUUCAGAGGCAUUAAAGGAGGCUCCAGAUGGAGUUCCAGGCAAGAAAAAGGGAGGUCAUGUUCAACAUGAAAGAACACAACGGAGGAAAAGUCUGAAAAGAAAUCUCGUCCCACAAAUAAAUCUGGCUUCCGCCUUCUUCCCAGGCAUCCCCAAAUAA